GAAAAAUCAAAUCUUUACUGGCUUCAAAGUUCAAUCAGUCUCCCCCCUUUAGCCUUUCUUUUUUUUCACUGCGCCCACAAUUCAUAAGAGGAGGGAGGCGAAAAAUGUGGCAGAAGAGGCCAUGGAAGUCGUCCUUCAGUGAGUCUGUCAAAGCUCUUGAAGCCGACAUACAGCAUGCAAAUAGCAUCGCGGCGGCCCUGCCGGGAAACGAUUGUGGCGAUCGUAUCCAAAUGAGGUUGUCCUACAGUCCGUUUGCACAGUUCUUCCUCUUCCUGAUGGAGUGGAUGGACUAUAGCUGCACCGAUACCGUCCCAACUUACUUAGGCAUCCUUAGCGUACUUGUGAACAAGGUAUGUCUCGAUAGCAUGCCCCGGAUGUCAUCAAAAGAAAAGAAGGCCUCUCUCAGGGAAUUCUAUGCUGUUAUAUACCCUUCAUUGAAACUACUCGAAGGCGAGUUUGCCAGAAUUGGAAGUAUCAAUAGGGCAAUCCCGGAGAGGAUAGAAGGCAAGAGGAAGUUCUGCAAUAGAGAACUGGAGAGAGAUGAUGAAUGCGGGAUAUGCAUGGAAAGUUGUGCUGAUGCGGUAUUGCCCGAUUGCGGGCAUUCCAUGUGCAUUAGCUGCUACAAUAACUGGAAUGCGCGGUCUGGUUCUUGCCCUUUCUGCCGAGGCAGCUUGAGUGGAGUUGCCUCUACCGAUUUGUGGGUUCUUAUGAGUAAAAGUGACGUGGUGGACGUGUUUACUCUUGCCACGGAGAACCUAAGCAGUUUUUACCUUUAUAUUGAGAGUCUGUGUGUAACAAUUCCGGCACCACAUAUCCUUCUAGACUACAUGAUCUUACCCUGAGAAGGGCUUGUUUUGACAUUUGGCGUCCCUACAAACAAGAAUGCCAGGAGCUCUAGCACAUAGUGUUGCAAGUGAGCCAAGACAAAGUUUCCAU
This is a messenger RNA of Rhodamnia argentea, 936 nucleotides long. Its product is annotated as E3 ubiquitin-protein ligase AIRP2-like. The transcript has 5 exons. Gene Ontology annotation, biological process: protein ubiquitination. The coding region runs from base 105 to 842 and encodes 245 amino acids. NCBI's taxonomy places the organism in Eukaryota, Viridiplantae, Streptophyta, Magnoliopsida, Myrtales, Myrtaceae. Gene Ontology annotation, molecular function: ubiquitin protein ligase activity. The record is from RefSeq and is a predicted model, not a curated record.